CGCCCCCCCAUCACCACAGACCCCCCCCAGACCCCAAACCACGACCCCCCCCCGACCCCAAAGCCGCCCCAUAGCGACGUGGAAGGGCUGAGGGCUCACGUGGAGAGGCUGGUGGGGGUCCUAAAGGAGGUGAAGCUGCAGAGUAACGCCAAGGAGGAGCAGAUCCGGGCCUUAAAGGAUCGAGUGGGGAGGAUGGAGAGAGUCAUCCCGCUGUGCUGCACGGACGAAUACCCGGAUGUUGCGAGUGGGGGCGGAGCUAAAGACGCCGCCAAACCGGAAGCGGAAGUGAAGGAAGCGGAAGUAGAGGAAGCGGAAGAGGAAGAAGAAGAAGGGGCGGCGGCCCGGCUGUGCCGGUUAAUGGAGGAAGAUCCCGCGUUCCGCCGGGGGAGGCUGCGCUGGUUACGGCAGGAACAGGCCCGGCUGAUGGGGAUGAUGGGAAGCGGAAGUGGAGGCGGAAGCGGAAGUGGAGGAGGAAGCGGAAGUGGAGGAAGCGGAAGUGGAGGCGGAAAUGGCCCCCACGCCCCGUUACGUCGCUCAGCUCGUUUCCUGCCCCCCCCCCAGGACUGCAAACUGCGCUUCCCCUUUAAGAGCAACCCGCAGCAUCGCCUGGGGUGGGGGGGGGGCAAUAACCAGGAACAGGCUCCGACCCCCCCCCAUGGCCAACAGCAUCAAAGCCCCCCCCCCUUCACCACCGCCCCCCCCACGAGGAGGAGGUCGCCGGCCCGAAGGCGCCGCAGAUCGUUGGAUGGGGGGGGGGGCAACAAGCUGAUCCCCCCUCCUUUAAUACAGGAUCGGAAUGAAGCCCCCCCCCCACAUAUACCGACACAGCCCCCCCCCAUGAGGCGCCAACACUCCGCCCCCGAUCUGAAAGCGAGGGGGGCUCCAUAGGGAUACAAUGGGGGGGGGGGGCACAUAUUAACACCCACCCCCCCAAUUAAAGACGAUCAGGGCUCAGGCCCCCA
Messenger RNA from Coturnix japonica (Japanese quail), 962 nucleotides. The record is from RefSeq and is a predicted model, not a curated record. NCBI's taxonomy places the organism in Eukaryota, Metazoa, Chordata, Aves, Galliformes, Phasianidae.